CUUCCAUCGAAGAAGGAGGUAAAACCAAAAAGGUACGCAGAGUUACCGAAUAUAGAAGGAGGCUUGAAUUGGAACAACCAGAAAAAUAUCUGGAAUACCUAAAAAAAAAAAAAAAAACAACCAGAAAGUGCAAUGUAAGAAGUCAAGAGACAAUUUAAAAACACAACUUUCAAAGAAAAAGCCUUCCAAGGAAGCGAUUGCAAAAAAGAACACCAGCUUGCACAACAGCGAAAACGUCAGGCGAAGUACAUGAAGAACAGAGCGAUCCAGGAAACCACUGCAUCUUCGUCACCUAGAAGAUCCCUCAAAGUUAGCACCAGAAACAGCAUUCAAUCAAAAAGAAUAUAACAAGGAAAAGCAAAGAAUAUGUAGAGCCAAAAUGACAUCCCCCCAAAACAAAACUGGGUGGAAAAAAAAACAGAGAGAGAAAACGUGCAAAGCGACAGGAGAAAGUUGCAAACAAAAGGAUGGAAUCAAGACAAUCACCAAAUCUAAGCCAAACACAGUUAGUUGAAGAGUUAAGGAAAACUCCCAUCGGAAAAUCAGCCAUAAUUAGCGCUGCAAGAAGCUUGACCAAGAAAGGGUUUACUAAAAAGUUCCUAGCAGAUAGACUUAAGCUAAAUAGGAGAACCUUAGCAGCCACAUCAAAACUGAACAGAAAAACACGCAUCAACGUAAAGAAGAUCCGGGAAUUAUAUUCACGAUCUGAUGCCUCACGGAUAGUGCCACAAAGGCGAUUCGCAACAAAAGAUGGACCAGGCUAUUUACUUUUAACAUCAGUCAAAGAAGCAUACAGCAAGUAUAAAGAGGAAAACACACAAGAAACCAUAGGUUUUAGUACAUUUGCAGCUCUGCGUCCAAGGAAUGUCCGUUUGCUAACUAACUCUCAUAGAAAGUAUUGCAUGUGUGGCUACUGCAUGAAUGUUCGUAAUAAGUUACUUACCUUGGAACAUGCAAAAAACAGGAGUGGUCCAAAAGCUGUAAAUGAGACCAAGCUACUUGAUAUAAUUUUGUGUCCCAAACCUUCUAGCCAUAGGUUCUUUGAAGUAGAUUGCAUUGAGGGAACAUGCGAGAAGUGCAAAAACUACCUGGAAACAUUAUAAGAAAGUUACAAAGAAAUACCCCAGGAAAAACAGUUAACAUGGAACAGAUGGGAGAGAGAUAAAGGGAAAAUAGGAUUAGUAGUGAAAACUGGCAAGAAGAUAGAUUUGUUGAGAGAAUUGGUGGAUAAAGACAUCCUCAAUCCAGCCCAGGGGACCACAUUUUUAAAACAUUUACACAAAAUGUAGCUUUAUAUUUGUGAAGUCAGAUGAAGUUCCGAGAGAUCGACCAGAGAUUGACGCUCAACAAAUUAAAGAGACAAGGAAACUGCAUUGUGUUGAAAACACUAAGGAACCAUACCUGAUCAAAUUUCGGAAGUUAUCUUGCUAUUGUGCGCAAUGUUUGCAAGGAUUUUCAGAGGACUGCCUAAAGUCUGUCUAUGUACCACCCUACCAAGAGAAAAAAAUUACUCUAGUGAAGUCAAAAGCAGAUACUGGUAACAGUGCAGAAAAAGAAAACAGAGAAGCAAGGAAAAAGCCCACAGAGGAGACAAAGAAGAGCACAGAGGGGGCAAAAAGGAACACAGAGGGGGCAAAGAAGAACACAGAGGGGGCAAAAAGGAACACAGAGGGGGCAAAGAAGAACACAGAGGGGGCAAAAGGGAACACCGAGGAGACAAAAAAGAGCAAGGCGGUGAAGAAAAGGGAGCCAUUAAUUAGUACUGAGAAUGAAAGGAACAGAGAUAGACCGCUGGUUUUCACCAGUCUUUACGGAGAGGAAGAAAACCAAAUACAGAAACAGAUUAGCGGAGAGGAGGUAUACUCAUCAGUUAUCGCUUGCAAAAGCUACAAAGAUCUGGAAAUGUUUGCAGGGCAAGUACAGCUUUCUCCUAUAUCAGAAAAUCCACCUGAAGUUACAUUACUAACACACAAGAGAACUGUGGAUAAAGCUUCACUAUCUAUUUUACCAAAUGAUGACGAUCUAACCAACCUCUUUCCAUGUUUGAUAUACGGGGAUGACAAGUCUUCCCAGGUGUGGAAGCCUCUUCGCAUUUGGAACGGAAGAUAAACAUCUCGAAAUCCGCGCACGAAUUGUGCAUCACACCUCUGAUGUGUCCAGGGGUCCGUGUUUGCCCAACUAUCUAUUUUGUAUUGCUUGUAGGAGUUAUGAGAUUGAUCACUGUUCGUUAUCUUCACCUUGCAUGGUGAAAUAUAAAGAGUUAUAUAUUGAUGCUAACCAUUUCAAAGAUGAUUCCUACAGAACCAACAAUGAAGCGUUAACAUUUGCAAUGUUUUCGGAAUUCUUCAAUGAUGAGAUAUUGACUUUACUAGCAGUUCAAAGGAUCUUUGAAAAGGAGGCCUUCGCAGUCAAAAAGUCCGGAUCAUUUAUGGGAGCAUGGCAAAUAGCUGCCCUUGCCAAUGUUUUGGGUCGGCCAAUUCGCUCAAUAUAUCCUUUAUAUGGUGGGCAGACGGUGAGAAAAUAUCUGAAUAGAACGUUUUUGCCUUUUGAUGGUGAGGCAAAACGUAAACCAGCUGCUUGUGUUAUGUGGACAAAUAUGCAAGGAAAUGCCACCCCAGAGACACAAUGGAGGCCAAACCAUUUUGUUGCAGUGCUACCUCUUGAGCCUCAGAGGCACAAUGUCCUGUCUGUGGUAGAUCCACUGCAUGAUAUACAUGUCGAUCUUAUGGGUUUGGAAAACAACAUGCCACACUCCGAGGUCGCGUUUGAAGAAUACCCCUCUACAGAGAGUCUUGAUAUAUCAGCUAUAAUAUCAAACUUGGAUGAAGAUUUAUCAGACAUGUCUCCAACAUACCCCCUAAUUUUAGACACAGACAACAGUCAGCAACCUGAGCGAAGGUUGAUGGUUGGCCAUGGGUAAAAUAUUUCAAUAGAAUCAGACCUGGACAGUGGACAAUGCAUGAAACUUCCUACACCAUACUACAUGAAGAUGUAUGCGGUGUCUUAGAACCACCAGAAAUGGCAACAACUGGUCGUCGUUUUUAUUAUGUUUUUCCAAAUUUUGACCAGUGAAGACACCAGUCAGCGUUCAUUCUUCAAACAGGCAAAUGGGAUUUACGAAAUUUGACUUGAAAAAACUUUUUUAUCAGUGACAAUUUAUUCAAUCCAGUUACUAUUCAUUAAUUAGUUUAUUAUCGUGCUAUAUUCAGUAUGAGCACAAGUGAUUUCUUCUCUAGAUGAUGGAAACAUUAUCGAAGAAAGAAUUUGAAGAAUUGCAACACUAUCACAUCUCAUGAUUCUGAUAUUUAGAUUAGUGCGAUAUAAGAAGGAUUUCUCAUGUUUUAAUAUUACAUGAUAUGGAUAUUUACAAUAUUCCAAUAAAAUUGUAUGAAUUAAUAAAUUAAUGUGACAAUACAGAACUUUGUCAUAUGUAGUCUGUCAUCUAAUAACAAUAGCAAUAUAAUUGUCUGUCAUCUGAUGACAAUAGCAAUAUAAUAGUCUGUCUGACAUCUGAUGACAUUAGCAACAUAUCUGUCUGUCAGUUACUGAUGAUAGUAACAAUGUGUUCCGUCAAAUAUUUGACAAUAGCAACUUGUAUAUAAUCAAAUAUUACAAAAUCUGAGA
This is a messenger RNA of Ostrea edulis (European flat oyster), 3624 nucleotides long. RefSeq lists its product as uncharacterized. The transcript is spliced from 6 exons. NCBI's taxonomy places the organism in Eukaryota, Metazoa, Mollusca, Bivalvia, Ostreida, Ostreidae. The record is from RefSeq and is a predicted model, not a curated record. Bases 2057 to 2920 code for a protein of 287 amino acids.